Molecule: messenger RNA, 243 nt
Organism: Acanthisitta chloris (rifleman)
Lineage: Eukaryota; Metazoa; Chordata; Aves; Passeriformes; Acanthisittidae
Gene: SPINK6
Product: serine peptidase inhibitor, Kazal type 6
Exons: 4
Coding region: 1-243 (80 amino acids)
Molecular function (GO): protein binding
Source: RefSeq, a predicted model, not a curated record
AUGAAGGCAACAGGUGCCCUAGUGCUUCUCAGCCUGCUGCUGCUCUCUUUCUUCUCGGAUGUAGCAGGUCAAGACAUUGAAGAGAUUUGUAGAGAGUUCGUAAACAGAAGCGUGUACUGCACGAGGGAGUCCAACCCUCACUGCGGCACCGAUGGCAUCACAUACGGGAACAAAUGUGCCUUCUGCAAGGCAGUGCUGAGAAGUGGAGGGAAAAUAAGAUUGAAGCACCUGGGGAAAUGCUGA